CGCUGACGCUCACGCUCUCUCUCUCUCUCCUUCUCCCUCUCGCGCCUCUCUCUCUCUCUCUCCCUCUCCCUCUCUCUCCCUCUCAAACCUCAAUUAUGGACAGACACACCAGAAACGCGUGGAAACGAAACGUGCAGAGAGAAAAGCGCCGGCGAGCGUGGGGAUUCGCGCCAGAUUUAGCGGUGGUGUUUUCCCCCUCUCCGGAACCAGCGGGCGAGGAGAAUGGCCGAUUUGCCGGAGAGCUUCCACCGCAUAUGGAAGACGAGUUUGAACCUCUCCAAGUUGAAGCGCCUGUCCAGAAAAAGAAGAAGACAACUCAGAGAACAAGUAUGGACAUGUUCGCUGAUGAGUGUAGAGGUGACUGGCCAUUGGAGCUUUUACCACGACCUCAAGGCUUCGUAUGGUUGAAGACAUUACUAUGAAAGGUCACGGGUUCUUAAGUGAUGACAAUUGUAGCAAGGCCGUUCUCUGUUUCUGCAGUGCCCUGGAAAUAAGAUUAGCAGAGUUUGGUAGAGCUGGAUGCGCAGCAGAAUGUAUCAACCUAGGAUUAGCUUUGUUAAGACUCGCAGACACUGCUCCUUAUGUCAGAGAGUCAGCGUUGGAGGUUGCUGCAAUAAUGCUUGAGUGUGCAUCGGAGAUUAUGGACCAAGGGUCGAUCUGAAAUGGACUAGCAUCUGAACAAUUCCCAGAAUUAGUUACUAACUGAUGUAAACUCUUAAAGCAUUCUUUUGCUCGGUUUUACUUUUGAUUUUCUUUUUCGGUGGUUUGUUUUCAAAUUGAAAACAUUUCUCACGCAUUUGUGCAGUUUGUUUACUCAUAUUUGUAUAGAAUAGAAAAAAUACUAUA
This is a messenger RNA of Eutrema salsugineum, 846 nucleotides long. RefSeq lists its product as uncharacterized. NCBI's taxonomy places the organism in Eukaryota, Viridiplantae, Streptophyta, Magnoliopsida, Brassicales, Brassicaceae. The coding region runs from base 96 to 422 and encodes 108 amino acids. The record is from RefSeq and is a predicted model, not a curated record. The transcript is spliced from 4 exons.